Molecule: messenger RNA, 513 nt
Organism: Aspergillus eucalypticola CBS 122712
Lineage: Eukaryota; Fungi; Ascomycota; Eurotiomycetes; Eurotiales; Aspergillaceae
Exons: 1
Coding region: 48-473 (141 amino acids)
Source: RefSeq, a predicted model, not a curated record
GUAAAUACUCCGUAAUUUUAUCGAUUUGCCGGUAACCGUGAGGCGCGAUGUCAGGCCGCCUUAUGGGCUGCACUCUGUAUCCUCUCUGUAUCUCUCUCCCGCGUCUGCUACUCUUUCUGGAUCCAACAUCGUCUCAGGUCUCAGGGACGUGGAGGUCAGAGACCCUGGCCCUGGAAGAUUCCUUGUCCGAAACGCCAUGGGCGGGAAUGUAUCAUCAACCAAAGGGACUGACUGGCCGGUCAGUUUAUCGUAGACGAUCUUCUUUGCUAUUCUUCCACAAAAAUUCCCUACUGUGUAUCCCUCCCUUCCCAAAGAAAACUCCGGGUACGUGCUCGUGGUUGGGACAUACGUACGUAGUUACUCAGGGGAAAAACAAUGGACACAAGCACCAAGGCACGGCAUUCCGUGGAACUAGGCCGGUGUACACGCGAGCUGAACCGAUAUUAAUGCGCUGGGACCGCAUGGCGCUUUGAAUGAGCCAUUGAAUCUUUCUCUUGUUCCUGUCUGUGUUCU